AAUGUGACUUUCCCCAAGUCAGCCCGCAUCGCCCCUGGCCGAGCCCCUGCCCUUGCUCCGGAUGCUUCGCGGCAGCGGCGGCUGGAAGAGCCUCCCAUGACAUGUCUCCGCCGGGCAGUGGCACUGGGUGGCUUGUGGUGACCCCUGAGGCUGGGAGAGCACCGCCCGGGAGCUCCUCUGCCGGGGGCGACGCAUCCUCCUCCUAGACGGGAACCCUGUGUUGUGUAAACGAGCUGAUGGAUGAAGAUGAGAAGGACAGGGCAAAGAGGGCAUCACGCAACAAAUCUGAAAAGAAAAGGCGAGACCAGUUCAAUGUCCUCAUCAAAGAGCUCUGCACCAUGCUGCAGGGUCAUGGCCACCCUCUCAAGAUGGACAAGUCCACGAUAUUGCAGAGGACCAUUGACUUCUUACAGAAACAGAAAGAAAUCACAGCGCAGACCGAGGCCUGUGAGAUUAGACAAGACUGGAAGCCUUCGUUUCUUAGCAAUGAGGAGUUCACCCAGUUGAUGUUAGAGGCAUUAGAUGGAUUCCUCAUUGCACUUACCACUGACGGGAUUAUUAUUUAUGUAUCUGAUAGUGUCUCCUCUCUUCUUGGACAUUUACCGUCAGAUUUAGUGGACCAAAAUAUAUUAAACUUUCUGCCUGAGCGGGAACAGAGUGAAGUGUACAAGCUCCUUUCUCCACAUGUGCUCAUGACAGAUCCUGUUGCAGCUGAUUUUCUAAACACUGAAAAGCAAAUAGAGUUUUGCUGCCAUUUAGCAAGAGGAAGCUUAGAUCCAAAUGAGCCCCUAACAUAUGAAUAUGUGAAAUUUGUAGUGGAUUUUAAAUAUUUUACUCAUGUGCCUACACCCUCCUGCAAUGGCUUUGAAUCAGCUAUUGCAAGAGCAUUCAGGUCAGCCACAGAAGAACAGAUUUGCCUCGUAGCAACUGUUCGUCUUGUUACGCCGCAGUUUUUAAAGGAGCUGUGCAACAUUGAAGAGCCAUGUGAAGAAUUCACAUCGAGACACAGUUUGGAGUGGAAGUUUUUAUUCUUGGACCACAGGGCCCCACCUAUUAUAGGUUAUUUACCCUUUGAGGUUCUGGGAACGUCAGGUUAUGAUUAUUACCACGCUGAUGACCUGGAGCUUCUCGCUAGGUGCCAUGAACACUUGAUGCAAUUUGGAAAAGGAAAGUCCUGUUACUACAGAUUCUUGACCAAAGGCCAGCAAUGGAUAUGGUUGCAAACGCACUAUUACAUCACGUACCACCAGUGGAACUCCAAACCUGAGUUCAUUGUUUGUACACACCUUGUAGUUAGUUAUGCAGAGGUUCGAGCUGAAAGAAGGAGAGAUCUUGGCCUUGAGGAGUCAUCAAUUGAACUGGCAUCUUCUUCUUUGAAGAGUCACAAUAGUUACCUAGACAUCAGGCAAUGUGGAAACAACCAAGAAACCAGCAGGGAAAGACUGUCUGUAUCCUCGCCUAGCUCCCGGCGAUCUUCACACACCGCACUCUCUGACUCAGCAUCCACAUCAUCCAUGCGGCACACGGAGGCCAGCACUCCCACCAGGCAAUCAGUGCCAAUGGGUCAGCAGGAGAAGGCGUCUCUGAGGCUGGCCUCGAGCGGGAGCGCACAGGCAAUAGUAACUCCUCAGGCAUCCGCUGAACAUCUCACUCAGCACCAUGUGGCCCAGCCAACAAUUCCCUCGCAGCAAGCUGUGAUGCCAGUGUACCACUUCCCAGCCCAGUUAGGGAUGAUGCAUCAACUGAAAGAACAGCUGGAGGAGAGGACUCGCAUACUGCAAGCUGACAUCAAGACACAGCAAGAAGAGCUCCAUGUUAUCAAAGAGCAGCUCCAACUAGUGCAAGAUUCCAAUCUGCAGAUGCUGAUGCAACAACCUAUGCCCUUAGUCUUUAACAACGUACAACAACAGAGCCCAAGAAGGCCAUCCCAACCACAGCAGCCUGGGGCAACCGGGCAGGCCACAGCCAAGAAGCCUCAGCAGCAAGGCCUUAUGGGAUCCAAACACUACAGUACCCCACACUUACCGUCACCACAUCAAUUCCUCAGGGAACCUUGUGUCACGUCCUCACAGGUACAGCAGCAGCAGCACUUAAUGAGAGGCAGCCAGGCACAGCAAACAUGUCUGCCAGCGCAGACAAGCAUUUCGAUGCCCCUCUACAACAACUCCAUGAUGUUUUCCCAAACUCAUCCCAUCACUGUCUCUGCUCAGAUGCCGACGGAAAUGAGCGAAAGGCAACAACCGUCUGACUACAGCCAAGAUAGGAGUCUAAGGAUGUUGUUAGAUCAGCCAGUCCAAGCCUUGAUGCCAAGUGCUAAUGGUAGUAAUCAGUCAUCACAAAACAGUGCUGGCAGACAGCAAGCAAAAUUUGUUCCAGAACAGCAGCUGCUGCCUCCCCCAUUACAGAUGCAGCCAAUUACAUGUAGCACAGUCAGGGCUCCUGCCCCUUCUCCUGUAUUUACCCCUUCGGUCAUGAUUCCCCAGGCCAACUUCACUUCCCACCAGACGCAGCCUCCAGUUCAUCUCCACCAAUGGCCACCCCAACAGCAGGUUCAGCAGCAGCAUCUCUACCUGCAGAUGCAAGCCCCCGAGUCGGUCCAGGGGAGUCAAAAUCAGCGUAUUUUCCAGCCAUCUCAUAUACCGCAGCAGAAUACCAUGGGCUACUUCCUCCAUCCACAGCAACAAAGCCACCAUCCACAGGGUCAGUCCUGCAACUUACAGGACCUGUCUGAAAUGCAGCUGCCCUGAAAGCCAGGGCAUGAGGAGAAGGUGACGAGUCGCAGCUGCUGUGCUGAGCAGGAGUCGGGGAAAGGACGGCGAAAUUCGAGGAGAGCCGGCCCUCCUCAUGUGCCAGAGGGGUGAGGGUUAGCCCAGAGGGAAACAUGGCAGCAUGGAGGAAGGUCCACGCAGGAGAGCAGGAUCGCCAUAUGGUACCUUGUUGAUUACCAUUUUUAUGUAUUCAGUCCUUGAUGCUGCACAGCGACAGUAUCAAAGCAAAGUCUGGAUUCAUGAAGCCCCAGAACCGUUCGACUAAACACAGUUUAACUGUGAACAGCUAGAACUCCCGUUCACGUACAUCCUGUCAAGAGGGGCUACAAAGUGCUAAAAGUAUUUGGAGGCUAAAAUCAGGAUAGUAGGAACUGGUUGUGGUGCUCUUGCCUGCCAAAGCUAAUCUGCAAAGGCGGUUAGAGACUUGUUGAUCAAAAAUGGUUGACUUAGAUAGGAAAAUGAUCUCUGAAGUCAUAUGUGGCCGGUAUUGGUCACUAAGCCAUAUGUCCUUACACAGCUCAGCAGGACAAUUCCUUUGGACUGCAAUAUGGAUUUCUAGCUGCAGGCAUGUUAUUAAUCAGGUCAGUGCAAAGAUCACUUUGCAACUGAGAAAAUAUUUUCAAUGCAGGACAUGGAUGCUCCUUUUAAAUGUUGCUGAAAUUCACUGUGAAUUUAAGACCAGUGUUUGGAACACGGAAAACUGUCAGAAUCAGCAGGAUCCCAUUUAAUUAUCGUGUACAUAAUUCACUAUGUUGUAGUAAGUUCAUUGUGGAUUUUGUUUUCCUUUUUUCCUAUACCUCAAUCCCAGAAUUUUUUUUUUUUUCAGAUGAUUGGAUAAUGCUGCUAAUUUCUGUAACACCACUCUUGCCUAAAUUUCGUACUGUUGUUAUACCAACUCACAGCACCAUUAAUAAGAGAUGUGUGCAGAUAAAUUUAUAUGUUUUUAUUCCCUGUAGCCAAGUAUUUUUCAGGGUGUACUGGCAAGGAGUCCUUACGUUUUCCACUGGACCGUGCAGUGCAUGUUUCUUUAGACCUGAAAAUCAGAUGAAGGCAAACUUUGUGGUUUUGCUAGUUCAUGUUUCAAUUUGGCAAAGCUGAAAUUUAUACUAACAAUGACCCAAGUGAUAUUCCAAGCCUAUAGAGUUAGCAAUAAAUUGUAUUUUUGUAAAUUGUCACUUUUUAACUAUAUGUUUAUAUUUAUGAACUGACAAAAUGUCUAUUCCUCAGUGGGUGUAUAGUAAAGUGGCCCUACUGUUUGUGUCUUUCCAAAGGAAAAUGAAUAUUUAAUUUUUAGAUUUUUUUUUUUUUUAGUAACUGAGUGUUAGACUUGGGUCAUGCUCGAUCCCAAACGCUGAAGACAAUUUAUGCCAAUAAGAGCGGCUUUCUGAGACAAUGCUUGGAUACUUCCUUAAAGCAAAAAUAAAAAAGCAAUGGCAAAGUCCUAAUAUUGUGGCUGGCACUCGGAAUAGAGUUUAGGUUAUUGUCUAACCUCGAGCUAACCUCAUCAAUCUGCUCUUUCUAGGCCCUUUUGGGAUCCCUCCAUCACCAUGAGCUCGGGUGCCAGCCUCUAGUCGUUGAGCAGAAACAGAUGAGGCUGAAAGCAUGGUGAGGUCCAGCUGGAUCAUAGUGAGCAGUGGAGCUGUGCUCAGCACUGCUUGGAAAAGGUGACUGUAGGUCACCAUUGGGCUGCCAAAGCUGGGCUCAUGCGGGAAUGCUUUAUUUUAAGCCAGCUCCCACAGGCUGUUCAGGCACCAUGGGCUCACCGGGCAUAGGGCCCCCACACUUCCCCCCACUCCCACACACCCCCUAGGUCAUAUAGCAGCCCCGUGCCCCAGCAGGCUUUCCUGAGGCAGCCUCAGUGAGGCAGCUCUGCUGUUUUUCAGCCACUUGGCCCUGGUGGCAGCUGCGGUCCAGCCAAGAUUCUGGGUUAUGAUGUUUCUUUGGCCACGUUAAAAACCAUUUCCAAAUAAUGUAAAGGGGCAUGUUUGUUUCCAGUCCUGCCUAGGCAUGUUUGGGCCCCACCCGCACUCAGCUAGUGGGCGCCUGCUUGCAAAACUGGACUCUGAGCAGAAACGGGGUUGAGCACGUUUGAAGCAGGGUGCCUGGCUUUGCCUAGGAAGGGCGUGGAGCAACUGGCAGGUUCAGGCUCACCCUGGCUGCAGUCUGAGUGCCCUGCUGCUGGAGGCCAGCCUCGUAGUACGGUUAUGGGCACCUUACGUGGAGCAUUGAGAACCAUAUUAAACAUUUUAGCAUUAAAACGCAAGUCACCAUUAGGGUGACUAAGAGGAGAGCAGCACAGACUGUUAGGAGCUAGGGCAGCGCUCCGUUCCAUGAGGCCACACCCCAGCGCUGCACAGCUGGCAUCAGUCACCGGCGCAGAAGAGACGUUAGCUGCUUUCAUAGCCUAGUUGGCGCACCGUGUACAAUACGCUACCAGGG
Messenger RNA from Mauremys reevesii (Reeves's turtle), 5207 nucleotides. It is a transcript of the gene PASD1, whose product is annotated as PAS domain containing repressor 1. Lineage: Eukaryota; Metazoa; Chordata; Testudines; Geoemydidae. The transcript has 21 exons. The coding region runs from base 237 to 2747 and encodes 836 amino acids. Gene Ontology annotation, biological process: regulation of transcription by RNA polymerase II; circadian regulation of gene expression. The record is from RefSeq and is a predicted model, not a curated record. Gene Ontology annotation, molecular function: RNA polymerase II cis-regulatory region sequence-specific DNA binding; DNA-binding transcription factor activity, RNA polymerase II-specific; protein dimerization activity. Gene Ontology annotation, cellular component: CLOCK-BMAL transcription complex; cytoplasm; nucleus.